This is a messenger RNA of Aplysia californica (California sea hare), 560 nucleotides long. RefSeq names its product L-xylulose reductase. NCBI's taxonomy places the organism in Eukaryota, Metazoa, Mollusca, Gastropoda, Aplysiida, Aplysiidae. The record is from RefSeq and is a predicted model, not a curated record. Gene Ontology annotation, molecular function: oxidoreductase activity.
GGUCGCGACAGUGGCAGACUAGAGGAGAGCCUGGCACUAUGCAAGAAAAGCAACGGGAGUGCAAAGAGCGCGGUUGGGGUGACUGGGGACAUCACGGAGACCGAGACGAGGAAGAAACUGCUGGAUAAGGCAAUCCACACCUUCGGAAAGAUCGAUAUUCUCAUUUUCAGCGCGGCGACUGCAACUCCCAACAAAGGCAUUGUGGACGAGACAGAGGAAAGUUUUGAUGUCCAGAUGACCUUGAAUGUGCGCUCACCCUUCUUCCUGGUGCAGAGCGCCGUGCCGUACCUGGAGAAGACAAAGGGCAACGUGGUGUUAGUCUCCUCCACCGUGGCGUACGUGCCACAAGCCUUCAUGACCGUCUACGCCAUGUCCAAGCACGCUCUGGACCACAUGACCAAAUGCUUGGCGCUGGAGCUGGGGCCCAAAGGUAUCAGAGUGAAUACAACUAAUCCUACGAUCACCCCAACACGCGCGCUGAGAAAACACGAUGAGGUCUAUGGGUGUGAUUUCAUGGAAUUCGCCCAAAAAUACAACGCUACCUUACACCCUCUCUACAG